ACAUAACUUGGUUCUAUGUAUGUCUUUACUUGUGUUUCUCAGAAUCAUAUUGCUGUCCUCUUUCCAGUCGUUUACUCCACCUCUCUACUAGUUUCUUUCACAUUAUUUAUUUUAUUGUGACUGUUAAAAACAUCAGUCUCCUAUGUUGUAGCAAUCUACUAGUUUGUUUAGUUGUUAGUCUCAUUAUUACAAAAUAACAUAAACGAAAAAAAAGAAAUAUAUAUAUGCAAGUAAUAUUUGUUAUAUCGGCAUAACUUAACAUUAUAAAUGCUAUCUAGACUAGAUAUGUGUGUAAAUAUAUGCAUGCAAACUAUGUAUUUAUGUCAUUAGUAAAGUAUACUUUUCUCUGAUGAUAUUAAUUAGUAAAGGGUUUAAAGUAAAACUCUAGUUAAAUGACAUUGAACUAAUAUUUACGGAAUUAGAAAAGCAUAAUAAUAAUAAAUAGUUGUAAGCAUCUAUAUUAUUUGUUUGCAUCGAUCUAUUUAUGUGUUGUGUUAUUGGAGAUGAUGAUGGCUCUAGUAGUGUACAUGACACCUCAAUUAGAAGAAAAACAAAUUCAAUCGGAAUCAAAAUCUCCACUGGAAUCCUGCAAACAACUGUCAUCAUAUCGUCAACAACAGCAACGUGAAGAACAACAAUUAAAAGUGAAAAUUCUAGGUCUUUCAGGGGAUGAUAAAAAGAAAGUCAAUUGUAUUUGUUGCUGGACAGACGGAGGAAGAUCACAAGUUCGUGUGUCGUGAAGCUGUUGAGACGAAGCGACACAGUAGGAACGUGUGAGGUGAGAUUAGAAAAAUACAUAACAAAAACAAAACAAAACAAAAAAAAGACAAACGGUGAUAACGAGAAAAGCAAGAAAACUACAAUAAAAAAAGAUUAAAUUAAAGCAACAAAAGGGGAGGGGGGUACAAAAAGGAGGUGAAGUAUUAGUAUAGGUUGUAGAGGGGGUAGCAGUAGUAAUAGAAGUAGGAAGAGGUGAGACGAAGAAGCAUGCACCAGUCGUUAAGGUCCGUUUAGAAUACCUCCAGUGUUUACUGCUACCACCACUAUUUUGUUACUACUCUGGUGGUAACGUCUACUCUAACCGCACCCCUAUUUUUUGCUACUACGUCGUAAGGAGUUGUAGUAGUGGUUGUGGGAUAGGGAAAAAAAAACUAUUGUAAAAGACCACCACCACCACCACCAUCAUCAUCACUACGUCUUGCAAUAUUACUAUUACUAACACCACUACUACUGCGACUACCACCGUUGUUACACCUACUACCACCACUACUACUUGCAUUGGCACUACUACCACCACGUCUGGUCUGGUCCGUGUCAUAGUAAUAAUAUCCAGCAAUACUACUGCUGCAUUACACCAUCAUUGCAUCUGUGAAGCCAGCAGGAGCAGUAGUAGUAGUAGUUGUAGUAGUAGCAGUAGUAGUGAUAGCACCACUACUACUACUGCUGCUGCAGCCGUCAACUAAAGGCGAUAGUAGCCUUUGGGGGGAAAACAAAAAAACAAAAAAAAAAAUAUUCAGUAACUGGACGGACGGACGACAACAACACCAGCGAGCAACAGCAAAAACGAAGGAAAAAGAGAGACAAAAAUAAGGAUAUUUUAGUUUUGGAGUUGGAGGAGGGAGAAAAAAGAAAGGAAAAUUAAUAACAAUCAUAAUAAUAGUAGUAGUAAUAGUAAUCAUCAUCAUCAUCAUAAUAAGCAUUGAACUACCAGUCAUCUCUCUCCCCCCACUCCCCUCACCUUUCAAAACGUGAUAUUUGUUUUUUUUUCUUCUCUGCUCUCUCGUCCACCCCUCCACCAAAUAAUCGCAACAAACAGUGAUGUUUUCCACGUCCAGUGCAGCUAACGAGAGAUUGACCUAUGAUUACACCUGCGAAGCCAACGUAUCCAAGUGGCAAAACCUGUUCACUGCUUCCCUGCAAAAGGUUCAACGCCAAGUAAUUACCAAUCUAACAACACGAGAUGAAGCAUUGGAGUACAUCGAAAAGCUUUGUCUCCAGCUCCUUUUCACAUUGUGUGCAGUGCCAUUACAUACCAUCCAAGAUGUGGAGGAACGUGUACAAAAAAUCAUCCCCACAUCAAUUAAUGUAUGGACGAUACGAGAGGCACAAGGUGCCCUCGAGAAAGGCAAAAAGAACACGUUGGUUUUGCCAGUGGAGAAGGUACACAAUCUCCUCAUCAAGGAGGUUUUCCGUUACAAGGUAGAUUACCAAGUCUCUUUAUAUAUAGUUGCUGUUCUUGAAUAUAUUGCUGCUGACAUACUUAAGCUGACUGACAACUAUGUUAAAAACAUCAAACAUGUUUGUGUCACACAGCAAGAUAUUAAUGUUGCCAUGAAUGCCGAUAAGGGUCUCAUGAACCUUUUCUUUCCUGAUGAUGAUGAUAACCCAUCGUUAAUGCUUGAAGAAGAGCCAGUUCGACGAGAUUCAUUGUCUUAUGAAGAGAUUGUUAAAGAUUUUAUCCUUGAAGAGAACCAGUAUCUUCGAGAUUUAAACAUGAUCAUAAAAGUAUUUGCUGCACCAUUUGAAAAGGUUCUUCAGGCAAAAAAAAUGGAAGUAUUGUUUAGUAAUAUAAAAGAUAUAAUGGAAUGCAGCGCUAACCUACUUAGUUCAAUUGAAGACCAAAUGGAAAUAGCCGAAGAAAAUGAAGCACCAACAGCAGGAAUACCAUUUGUAGAAAUGGCUGAAGAAGAAGAAUUCUUUGUUUAUGAAAAGUAUAUGUCAGACAUGGUUUCAUCUGUUGGAAAAGAGCUUCAUGAUACACUUUUGCAGUUGACAGAAACUAUAGACUAUCAUACUUACACUUACAAUUUCAAAGAUGCUGUCAAAUAUGUACUUCCAAAACUGCUGCUUGGACCAAUUUAUCACUUGCUGCAUUAUUUUGAUGUUAUGAAGAUGAUGCAAGACACAAGCCCUAAUGAUGAAGAUAAAGAAUUUUUGGGACAAGCAAUUGGUUUAAUGGUUAAUUUAAAAACAUCUGUAGAAAAGAAGUUUGGAAAUAAUCUUGGCAAACGACGGCCAUGGGAAACCUCAUUACGAUUACAAGGUCAAAGUGGACGACAGGCAGCAUUGGCCAAAAUGAAUGAACUUCAGAAAAGUAUUGAUGGUUGGGAAGGCAAGGACAUUUGGCAAAGUUGCAAUGAAUUUAUUAUGGAGGGAAUAUUACUUAAAUAUACUGGCCGGCGUCCUACAGAACGGUAUGUGUUCCUCUUUGAUGGUUUGCUGGUAUUAUGUAAGCAAAAUCUUCGACGGUCUUCAACAAUGGGACCUGCACCAGAAUACAAACUCAAAGAGAAACAUUAUUUACGGAAGAUAGAAGUGGUGGACAAAGAAGAUACUGAAGAGUAUAAGCAUGCAUUUGAAAUUCAGAUCCGAGACCAUCCAAGUAUAAUUAUGCUGUGUAAAUCUAUAGACGAAAAGAACACUUGGAUGGCUGCAUUAAUUUCUCUACAAACAAGGAGUAUGUUGGAACGAACAUUAGACAAUAUAUUGAAGGAAGAAGAGAAAGAGCAUCCACUGCAGUUACCCCCACCAUUAAUAUAUAAGUUUGCUGUAGAAGACUCUAGUGACAACAUUGUGUUUGAAGAGAACCAAGAAGCAAGUGGAGAGAGUCCAUUAAUUAAAGGGGGAACUCUCCUUAAACUUGUUGAACGACUCACCUACCAUAUGUAUGCUGAUCCCAAAUUUGUACCAACAUUCCUCACAACCUAUAGAUCCUUCUGUACACCACAAACGCUGUUGGAUCUUUUAAUUGAACGAUUUGAUAUUCCUGAAUCGGAAGUGAAACAACAAAGUGAUGACAACCCCGCCUCUGGUGACCCCACCUCCCUUUCUUUACGUGAUCUCAAACGUCUUCGAAAAGAAUAUAUCAAACCUGUGCAGUUUCGAGUUUUAAAUGUUUUACGACAUUGGGUAGAACGCCACUUUUACGACUUUGAAAGAGACAAAAGUCUACUUCAGAAACUCUUCAGCUUUCUGGAUAGGAUUCAGGGUAAAGCUAUGAGGAAGAUGGCUCGGUCGAUUACAAAAGUAAUUUAUAGAAAGGUUGAGAGUAGUAGUACUGAGAGAGGAACAGUAUUACAAUCUGUACCACCUCCUUUUGAGUGGCAUUUGGCAUUUACAAGUGAAGAGUUUGAUCUCAUGACUUUACAUCCAAUAGAAAUUGCCCGUCAGGUAACACUAUUAGAAUUUGAUUUAUACCGAGCAGUGCAACCAUCUGAGUUGGUUGGCAGUGUAUGGAUCAAGAAGGAUAAAAACAAAACUUCACCAAACUUACUAAAGAUGAUUCACCACUCGACUAUGUUCACCUUCUGGUUAGAAAAAUGUAUUAUUGAAGCAGAGAAUUUUGAAGAGCGAGUUGCUGUUGUUUCUCGCAUUAUCGAAAUCCUGUUAGUAUUUCAAGACCUGAAUAAUUUUAAUGGUGUACUAGAAAUAGUAAGUGCUCUCAAUUCAGCUCCAGUAUUCAGGUUGGAGCACACUUUUGAGGAAAUUCCUAGUAAAAUGAUUCGAGCAUUUGAUGAGGCAAAAGAAUUGAAUUCUGACCACUUCAAAAAAUACAUAGAAAAAUUGCGAUCAAUAAAUCCGCCAUGUGUCCCUUUCCUUGGGAUGUAUCUCACGAACAUUUUAUUAACUGAGGAAGGUAAUCCUGAUUUUCUUCCUAAUCGACCUGAGGGUAUCAUAAACUUCAGUAAAAGGAGAAGAGUGGCAGAAAUUACAGGUGAAAUUCAGCAGUAUCAGAACCAACCUUAUUGUUUCAAGGUGGAACCUUCAAUUAGGGAGUUCUUUGUAAACCUUAAUCCACUUGGUGACCUAAGUGAAAAGGACUUCAAUGACUAUUUAUAUAACAAGUCUUUGGAUUUGGAGCCUCGUGGAGAAAAACAACCACGGAAAUAUCCAAGAAAAACUGAUUUUAAUUUGAAAUCUCCUGGAAUCAAACCGCAGUCUAACCGUCACAACACAACAACCCGCAGUCAUACAUUCAAUUUUGUUCCAUUUGGCCACCAGCGAGUCAAUGAAGAAGACACUGAAUUGAUACAACAACAUACUCCCCCAGCAACACCAAACACUCCACUCACCCCUACAACUACAGAUGGAAGUUACAGCUUUGCAAAUUCACUAUCUGUCUCAGGAAAUCUCAACCCUGUUUUUAAUAUAAUGUCUUUGAACUCUCCUCAAGAAGAACCUAUUCCACCUAUUCUGCCUCCUCCAUUGCCUCCAAGAAAGCGAGGCAAAGACUCUGUGUCUUCUAUCUUGGACUAUGUGCCUAAUAUGUCAAGUUCAUCAAUGGCCCUUGAACCACCUUCUCUACCUCCCAGGGACAAUCGUGAUAGCAUACCCCCACCUGUUCCACCUCGCAGGGAUGUGGGCUAUGGGACAUUAACACUAGCACAGAGCAUGCCUUUGUCUCGACCACACAGCCACCCCCACUACAACACCACCCCUCCAGAGCGGAAUUCCGAGCGGAACUAUACCAGUUCAAAUGAUUUCAAUGUUAACGGUGAUAACACUAUUCCAGAACUGCCUCCUAAGACAUACAAACAUAUACCCAGUUGGCAACAAAUCAGCUCAAAUUGAUGCCAGUUCUUUUUCCCUCCAUUGAGUCAAGAAAGAGCUGGAUUGCUAACCAACCACCUUGGAAUGAUCCAUUAAAACAAAACAAAAAAAAAACAACAAACAAACAAAGAAACAGAAAUAAUGCUACUUAAAAGAAACAGUUUUAAAAUAAUACACAGACAGAUGAAGAGAGAACAAAUCUUUAUGGAAAUCUGGCACAAACAAUUUGCUGUUUCACAAGCAUACACUUUCAACAGCCCCCCCAUCGUUCAAGUCUUGCUUGCUUCUCCUGGCUGCUGUCACUGGACAAAACUACUGCUGCUGCUGCUGUAACAUGAACGGCACAGCUGAAACUGUUGUCUCUGCUAAUUAAUACAACUGCUGACAUGAUAGCACGGUUGCAUCUGCUGCAGUCACUCCUGUUAAAUAACACUAUCAUCUUUUACAAUAAUUACUCGUACUACUUGCUGCUGCCCAGACGGCAGGAGUACCUCACAGCUGUAACAACUACUACUACUACUACUACUACUACUACUACUACUACUACUUUGUUGUUGGUUUUGUUGUUAAUCAUUAUUAUUAUUAUUAUUAUUAUUAUUAUUAUUAUUAUUAUUAUUAUUAUUACUACUAUUACUAUUAUUAUUAUCAUUACUAAUUCUACUACCACUACUACUACUACUGCUACUGCUGCCACCUAGACAGCAAUGGUCUCUGUUGCAGCCACUACUACUACUACUACUACUACUGCUAUUAUUACUAUUAUUACUACUGUCGCUGGUGGUAUUGCAUUGAAAUUCUUAGACAUACAUUGAUCUUGCACAACAUUUUGAUGCAAACAGAUGAAAAUGUAGGGAACAAUUCCCAAAUAAUUUGGCAGUAUAUAAAGUAGAUAAAAUAAUAAUAAUAAUAAUGAUGAUAAUAAUAAUAAUAAUAAUAAUGAUGAAAAUGAUAAUGAUAGUACGGAAAUUUUGCCCUCACACACUCGCACAUACACACAUGUAUGUAUACAUUGUGUGUGUGUGUGUGUGUGUAUGUAUAUAUACAUGCAUACACACAUACACAUUCAUGGUUAAAAUAACAACAAAAAAAACAAUUAGCCCCUUCCCCCGGCCCCUCAGUCCUCCUUGUAAUAGCAGUACAGAACAUUUUGAAUAGACAUGUGAAGUGGUUUGGGACAGUAACACUUAGAUAAAUCUGGGUGAUGGUUGCUGGAUGGUGGUGUUAUUUCUUGAUCCUGUGUUUUUUAAAAUGUUCAUGACAACAAAACAGCUAUUCCCAGCAUCUAGCCUUUAUUUAUUAUUAUCAUCAUUAUUGUUAUUAUUAUUAUUUCCAAUUUUUUUUUUUUUUUUUCUGACUUUUACCACUGGGUUCAAUGUCCCUGUGUUCAGUGUCUCUGAUCCUUAUAUCCUACUAUCUCUCUCUCUCUCUCUGAUUAUAAUUGUUUCUAAAUUUCUUACUAAUAUGCUAAUCCUUGAAUACCCUGAAGCAAAAUUAUUAAUCCUGCACUUCCAGAUGAUUUGUAUUUAAUUAGGCCAGGACACAGUAAAAUACUUAACAAAUAAUAUUAAUAAGAAUUUCUAUCAUUUUUCAAAUUCUUAAAUGACACACACACACACACAAUUUAACCCUUUAGCAUUCACAAUACUAAUGGUUAAUGGUAUAAACAAUGUUGGUCUGUUUAUAAGACAAUGAUGACAGUAAGACAAAAUACAUAAUUUCUUGUUUGUUAGUGAUGGUAGUUACAUAUGGUUCGCACAAACAUUUGCUGCCAUGAACCUGGCAAAUAUGAAUGAUGAAGGGUUAAAUUACAUAUAAAUCCUUUUUCAUGUAUUAGAUGCUGAGAAUUAUAUUGAAUAUUCUAAUUUUCAUAUUUCCUCAGAUUAGUAUAUUGUCAUUGGAUUGUAAUUUAAUAAUUUUGCUAGUAUAUUUGAAGUCUUUUUAGGUAAUCCCCUAUGCAAAACUUAAUUCUUUGGUGUGGGGCAUCUCAUUUCAAUCAAUAAAGACCAUCACUUUAAAAGCAUCUUUUCAUUUAAUUUUGUGUAGAUAUCUAAUUAAGGUUAAUCAGAGUCAUAAUGUCAAGUUUUAAAAAUCACUUUUCAUUGAAACUAAUUAUUUGAAAAAGUCUAACCAAAGAUAACGUUGUCCAAUGAAAACUUAGCUAUAAACCUUUAACUACAAUUAUCAGAUAUUGUCGUACACAAAACUGCUGUUCACGCAGUCUCAUGUGUGCUAUCAUAUCUAUGUAUGUACAAAAGUAUGUAUUUAUGUUUAUAUAUUUCUACAUACAUUAAAAAAGCACUAAAAAAAUUAAAAAUUCAUUUUACAAACUAGAAAAAUCAUUUGCAGCUGUUAAAACUCACUAAAAUAUACAGACCUUAUGUAGACAUUAUUUUGUUUUAUUAGCUUAUCUUUCUUUGUUUUUUCAAGAUAAAAGACUUGAAAAAUUCUUCAUAAAUACCUUUAUGCACCUCUCAUUUUCCCUCUUACACACACAUACACACUCUCUCUCUCUAUUUCUCUUUCUCUAUUUCUCUUUCUCUCUCUCUCUCUCUCUCUCUCUCUCUCUCUCUGAUAUUGUGUUUUAUUUUCUGCAGGAACUUUUCAUAUGACACUCAUCAGUAACAUUUUUAUUUUAAUCUAAACUUUGUAUUAGUUAUAAUAAAAGUGAAGAGCAUGUGUGUGUGUGUGCCUGUCUGUGUAUAUGCCUGCAUUCCUCUGUGUGUGUAGCAGGGUCCAAUUCCUGCAUGCUGUAACAAGCUCAAAGAAACUAAACAAAAAUGAAGAUGUGACUGUCAUAUGAAAAUGAAAAUGAAAAUUUCUGGUUCAAAAACUGUUGGUUCAAAACAAAGUGUAAAAUUUAUUACAUACCUACACACAUCUACAAAAUUCAGAUAUGGAAUAUGGAGCAAGAGUGUCUUUACAAUAUAUAUAUAUAUAUAUAUGCUGUCUGGAACAUUAAGUUAGGAAUAUUAUUUUAUGAUGUACUAAAACUAUUUAAAAGAUGAUUUCGUCUGUCCUUACAUUUUUCUCUUAUUUAAACAGAAACAAAAAACAUCUACCAAUUCACAUAUUUAAAAAAAAAAAAUAUUGCAGUGACUUAUUUUUAAUCCAGUUCAGCAAUUGUUUGGAAUUUUUUUUUUUAACCCUUUUCCUUCCCUGAAAAGACAAAAAGACAUACUACCUAUAAUUCUUUAGAAAUAUUUAGGUCAGCAACAUUUUAAAUAAUGCUAACUAUAAAUUCAUUGUCACUGAUCAGAAUUGUGGAAAUAGAUCUCGGUUCUCAACUAGGUUUAAACUCUGAAAUUUUAUACUGGAGGAGUACAGCAUUGGAGGAAUACAGCUUCUUUUAUUCGAGGAGUACAACUUCUUAUAAUGGAGGAACACAACCUAUAUUGGAGGAAUAUGACAUCUUAUAUAAAAUGGGCAUUUCCUAAAGUCAAAUUCUUUCCCCCUGUUAUAAGUUGCUUUCAACUUUAAAGUGUACAAAAGUAAACAAACAAAAGAAAAAAAAUCAAACAAAAAUUAAUAAAACAAAAGGCAGACAUUGAAAUGGGAUGGUAUCAGCUGCAGCAGCAAUAAUUUAUAAAUUGAUAAAUUCUGUUCUUCAAGGUGAAAAAAAAAAAGUAGCCGGAUUCAUUAUGGUUCUUUACUUUGUAUAAGAAAUAAAACAUGCAAAAUAUAACUACAA
Molecule: messenger RNA, 9238 nt
Organism: Octopus bimaculoides (California two-spot octopus)
Lineage: Eukaryota; Metazoa; Mollusca; Cephalopoda; Octopoda; Octopodidae
Product: son of sevenless homolog 2
Biological process (GO): Ras protein signal transduction
Cellular component (GO): plasma membrane
Molecular function (GO): protein heterodimerization activity; guanyl-nucleotide exchange factor activity
Source: RefSeq, a predicted model, not a curated record